CUCGGCCUCAUCCAUGCCUACCAAAAGCCGCCCAUCUAUAUGUGAAAUGGCCAGAAGAUAUGUUUGCCGUCGGAAUGGGCAGUCACCUUUGCAGGCGUUCGAACGCUUCUGUUACCCGCUGGCCCUCAGCGUUUGUAGGCAUGCAGGCCUCCGUUUUCGUACCCUUCAUGUCAAACUACCAGUAACCGGCGUAACUGGACUCUGCAAUGUGCUGUGCAUGCCCGCCAACAGCAACACUUGCAGUGCAAGGAUCUGUUCAAUUUUGGGGAACGACGCGCCCUCGACAAGGUCUGCACGGAUGUCAGUUUUCCAAACCCUGCCGCGUUCAAAGGAAAACCCCAACAAUCACAGUCGACGGAUGUUGCGGGGAAUGGGUCAGAAAAGGACGGCGGGUUGUUGUUGCGUGGUGCAAGAGGACCGAGACCCAUUUGAUACUCAAAUUCCUUGCACCAGUUGCUGCCAAUUCUUUGCAUCCUGUUUACCAUCUUUUUUCAGUCAAGACCUGGUUAAAAAGAAGAAGAAGGUUUCGCGAAAGAGUAUCAAGGGUCGCAAAAGCAGCAGCGCAAAUGAACGCGACGAUGAUUUUCUGGAACCCGUCAUCCUUCCGCCAAUCAUAAACUCUCGCAAAUUGGCCUUACCCGCUAAUUGCCCAGCAUUUCACAUCGAUGCCAUUGUCGAAGUACGCGAUGGUGCUAAAACCUGGUGGCCUGGCCGCGUUGUAACAGUUCAGUCCGGAAAAGUAUGUGUUCAUUAUGAUGGAUGGGGAGAUCAGUACGAUGAAUGGAUUGAUUGUGAGAGCCAACGGAUACGACUAGCCACUCAAAUGCCAGCAGAUCAAUGCAGUGAACGGAUCAGUCAGGAAAAUGAACAUGGACAGACUGGAGAGGCGGGCAUCGGUCCCGAUGCGGUCAUUUUAGUCGGUCGCUCUGUCAGAGAAAAGCGCAAAAAAAGUGCAGCUUACACGAACCAAAAAAACGCAAAGCGGAAAAAGGCCAACAGUCGCACCAAUGUCACAGUCGUAAAUCCCAUCACCUCGAAAAGUACGGAGAGUGCGACCCCCGCCCGUCCACAAGGCUUCAAUGCCCAACAACCCAGAUCGUCCAGUACAUCACCGGUGGACAAUUUUGGCAUAUUCCGCGCGGCAGCCAAUCGAGAAGCCAGAGAGGCCUACAUCAGUCGAAGGGCACUUGCUAAUGAUGCAACAGCGGAUGACAUGAAACGAUUAUAUGGAAAGGGAGCCCGUGUUGAAGUAUGCUGUGCUGGCGGGGAGCGGUAUAUGGCAACGGUGAUCAAAACCAGAUCAUGGCAAGUACUUGUCCAGUAUGAUGGCUGGGAUGAGGCAUGGAAUGAAUGGAUUGAUAUGAAUUCGAGCAAGAUGAAACUAGUGGAGGCGGCAAGCGGGGAAAACAAUUCUUCUGAAGAUGGAAACUCAUCAGCUGGCGAAUGUAGCUCCGAGGAAGACGAUGAACAAAAGUGGAAGAUUUUUUGUAACCGAUGCGAGAAACGGAUCAGGCAAUAUAGGUACUUUUGCACAUAUUGCGAGGUUCCGUCGGAAGGAUUCGAGUACGAAUCGUUCGAUCUAUGCCUAGCAUGUUUUCAACAAGAUUUUCCUUUGGAUCAUCCGCAUCCCAUACAAUCCUUUGCGGUCGAACCGCUUUUAGAUACCGACGAUCCAACGAGAAGAAAGUUCAAAGAUGGCGAGCUGGUUUCCACCUUUGUUCUUGACGAGUUCGACACAUCGUAUAUCGCGAUGGGCACGAAUCAGUCGCAAAUCGAUGCUGAGACCGUUGUCACGGCCAUUCCCAUGGUCCCACGCUGCGCAUUCUGUCAUUCAGAAAGAACUGAUAUCGUAGGGCCGUUCAUUGGUCCCCAUCCGUUCCGAAACACACGUAUAUCUGGCCGGCGCAUGCCGCUUCCGUCUUCCGAAAAGAAAAACAGUGGUAAGAACAGGAGGGUGCCGAUUUUCUGGGCCCACGAUGCUUGUGCGCGGUUUUCUCCUGAGGUGUACUUUAUGAAGGACUCGGGAAAAUGGCAUAACGUGCUUAAAGCCCUCGCGAGAGGUCGUGGAGUGAAAUGCGCGGCAUGCAAAGAACGUGGAGCAACGAUAGGAUGCUUUGAUGUUCGCUGUACACGCAGUUACCAUGUCGGAUGUACCAGAAAGCCGCUCUCGCAAUUCGAAGAAGGUGUGAUCUUUUGGUGUCCGCGCCACGAAUCUCUUGUGAACAAAGCAGACAAUUACAAGGAUGUGUACAAUUGUGACGUGUGCUCAAACUCCCUUGGGCUAUCGGACAAUGACGAGCAAUGGCAUACCUGCGAUGAAUGUGCACAAAAUCAUUUCAAUACAUUCGACUUGUGCAAAGAAUGCUUUGAAGGUCGGUUUCCCGAGACACAUGAUCACGGCAAAGACCGCUUCAUAACUACCUGUAUGAGCCAACGAAAAGAAAUCAGAGAGAUGGAGCAACAAUUGGCUAGAGAACUGGUUGCUGCAAAUGCCUCCCGAAAGUCCCUCGGACAACGACGAAAAAAGAAACUCGAGCGGGCAUCUGGUAUACGUUGCGCAUAUUGUUGGAUAGAUUCAUCUUCUCGGUGGAGAAAAGGUUACAACGGCAUCCCAAUGUGCGAAGACUGCUUCCAAAUGGCUUCAUCAGCCUUCGCCAGCUCCAAAGCCCCAGAGCUGUGCGCUACUCCCGAGGCAAUUCCAUCCCCUUCGCCUUCUGAGAGCCUAUCACAAUCACCGGUUAACGCCCCAACACCUGUGCCAGUAAGAAUAGAAGCCGAUUCUCCAGCACCGGUUUUGGACCCGACAUCUAUGGAGCGAGUGUAUAGAACGGAAAUCGAAGCAUAUAGCCACGAAUACUAUCUCACGAGGGGGGUGGUAGGAAAAGCUAGUGGAGCGGACGAGAUUGGAGCUGCCGAAGUGAACAAGUCGUCCGAAUUCGGAAUAUUGCAAUCCUAUGCCCCGACGGACGAUCAGCUCUUUACGAUGGGAUUUGACACUAGUUUUUAUGAUAUUCCGGGACGGGCGCCGCGAUGGGCGACUCACUCGGGAGGAGAUUAUCACGGUACCUGGCUCCCGCAAAUUGUGCGCAUGUCACUUCUACGGUAUACGUCUGAAGGAGAGCGAGUCCUAUCCAACUUUUCUGGUCGCGGGACAGAUGCCAUCGAAUGCUUCCUGUUAAAACGACGAUGUUGCUCUGUGGACAUCAACCCGGCGUCGGUAGCUUUAUCUCAGCGUAACGUAUCAUUCUCAGUGCCCCCAGAGCUUGGUUUGACGGCGGCAUAUCGUCCGGUCAUUGUACUUGCCGAUUCCAGAGAAUUAAUUGGAUCAUUAUUCGAGGAUGAGAGCUACGACCACAUACUAUCUCACCCGCCAUACAAGGACUGCGUUUCUUACAGUGCACAUAUAGAAGGAGAUUUGUCUCAUUUCCCGGACAUGGAGGAUUUUCAGAAGGAGAUGGAAAAGAUUGUGGCAGAGACGUGGAGGCUUCUUAAACCAAACCGGCGCUGCACGCUCGGUAUUGGUGACAACAGACGCGAGUGCUUUUAUCAGCCUGUGUCGUUCCAAACGAUCCGUACUUACAUUAACGAUGGGUUUGAAUUGGAAGAACUGAUUGUGAAACGCCAGCGAUACUGUCAAAUGGCCCCGCUGGGCACAUACUUGUGCACACAGUACAACUUUUUGAUGUUCACUCAUGAGUUUAUUGCGAUUUUGCGAAAAGUGGACGAUCGUCAACAUAGUGGCUUGUUUUCGUACUUGAAGGUGGAUGAUGAUCAUGAUUUCCAUGUCAACCCAACCAGAAUCCUUCGUGUGAUUCCGGCUGCUCCAAUCGACAGGACAAGCAUCGUUAUGGGAACUGUGUGGACAUUCCGAGUGACGCAAAAACAUUCCUUGGCUAGACUCGCAAUGUCAAAAUUGAUUGAGCGAUUCGGAACGGAUAGUGCGUACUGGGAGGAAGUAUCCAUUAGCGAGUUUCGCAACAAGGUAAUUAGGGCCGCAGUAUAUGAUGAUCUGUGUGCUGAACGAGAUCCGCCGGAGGAGGAGGAUGAAGAAGAGGAAAACGGCACAGAAGUGACCGAAUACGAACGAAGGCGAAGAGAGCAGCUCAGUAAGAAUACUAGGGAAUUGUUAUCUAUGGGUCUCAUCUCUGAACUGAGCCCAGAAGGGGAAGAUGAUGCGAAACAUCUUGAAACCCUACUUGCAAUGCCUCCUGUUCAGACGAUUCAACAUGAAGGGUGCCCAACAAUGCAUCCGCCUUCCUCUCCGGUAAUUAUCUUUGUUCCCCAUAUCAACGCACCAUCCACCGCUAUCCUACCGCAUGCUUGGAUCAAUGAGUACCGCAAAUUCGUGAUAGACUGCGCCCGCGAUGCAGCUGCACGCUUGACAGAUGGCGGGUACUUUAUCAUUGGUGUCAAAGAUGCCAGAAUCUUCCUACCACCCAAAACAGACCCAUCUUCAGAAAACGAACAGCCAUGUGGCAUUCAAACAAAAUACGUACCUCUUGGCCUUUUGGUUAGUGAAGAUCUUUCCAGGUAUUUUGAAGGCUCGGAGAUGCGGCUCAAGGAUUUUGUGGUGGCUGUGCCUGAGGGAUAUUCUCGGGACAAGGGGAUAGAGUUUGAGGAAAUGAAGGCUAGAAUCGAUGAGGAUGAACAAGAAUGGAAAAGUGAACAAGAGAAGGAAGCUAAUGGACAGUCAAACGUGAGACGACUUUUACCAAUUGUCCAGGCAUACUACUUCAUUUAUGCCAAGCAAGCUGGUAAUCGGAAACUCAGCGAACCUAGCUCCUGACCGUUGCCACCAUAACUAAACUAGCACCACCUUCCAUCCUAAUUACCACCUACUUUCUGGGACACUUUUGCUUACAUUGUCUAGUGUUUCUCUGUGUGGGUGAUUAGAUAUACGCCUUCAGAUAGGUGAUGGAACGUUGGGCUCCAGCACUGGAUAUUCAAUUCAAAAUGUUCUGAUAGGAAGGCAUGAGGAGUAGAGAUUUAUAGAUUCUUCAAAAUAGCUGAACGGUCCGCAUUAUAAUAGUCAUGUCACCUUUCAAGCCCA
This is a messenger RNA of Spizellomyces punctatus DAOM BR117, 5050 nucleotides long. RefSeq lists its product as uncharacterized. Bases 14 to 4786 code for a protein of 1590 amino acids. The record is from RefSeq and is a predicted model, not a curated record. Gene Ontology annotation, cellular component: BRCA1-BARD1 complex; nucleus; BRCA1-A complex. The transcript is spliced from 31 exons. Gene Ontology annotation, molecular function: sequence-specific DNA binding; ubiquitin-protein transferase activity. Gene Ontology annotation, biological process: positive regulation of transcription by RNA polymerase II; negative regulation of fatty acid biosynthetic process; double-strand break repair via homologous recombination. Lineage: Eukaryota; Fungi; Chytridiomycota; Chytridiomycetes; Spizellomycetales; Spizellomycetaceae.